Molecule: messenger RNA, 1590 nt
Organism: Cololabis saira (Pacific saury)
Lineage: Eukaryota; Metazoa; Chordata; Actinopteri; Beloniformes; Belonidae
Product: major histocompatibility complex class I-related gene protein-like
Exons: 8
Coding region: 60-1157 (365 amino acids)
Biological process (GO): immune response
Cellular component (GO): external side of plasma membrane
Source: RefSeq, a predicted model, not a curated record
UGGAAAGCGGGACAAUUUACCAUCUUUUAAGUCAACUUGAACGGGAUAGUGGAGUCGCAAUGAUUGGACUUCUGUUAUUGCUUCUGAGUGGAGUUGAUCCCACAGCAGGAGUGACUCACUCUCUGAAGUAUUUCUACACUGGAUCAUCUGGAAUCCCAAACUUCCCAGAGUUUGUGGUUGUUGGAUUAGUAGAUGAUGUUCAGAUGUUUCGCUAUGACAGCAACACCAAGAAGGCAGAACCUAAACAGGACUGGAUGAGCAGAGUCACAGAAGAUGAUCCAACGUACUGGAUGAGUGAGACUGGUGCCUGUGUAGGUAAACAGAAGAGCUUCAGAGACAGCAUUGAAAUUGCAAAGCAGCGCUUCAACCAAAGUGGAGGUGUUCACAUUCUCCAGAGCAUGUAUGGAUGUGAGUGGGACGAUGAGACUGGAGACGUUCAAGGUCAUUAUCAGGAUGGUUACGAUGGAGAAGAAUUCCUAGUUCUGGACCAGAAGAUGGAGUCAUGGAUCGCUCCAAAACAAGAGGCUGUCAUCACCAGACUCAAGUGGGAUCAUGACAGAUAUUUGAUGCAAAUGCAGAAAAACUACUUUACCCAGAUUUGUCCUGAGUGGGGGAAGAAGUAUGUGAACUAUGGGAGGAGCUCUCUGAUGAGAACAGAGCGUCUUUCAGUGUCUCUCCUCCAGAAAACAUCCUCCUCUCCAGUCAGCUGCCACGCUACAGGUUUCUACCCCAACAGAGCCGAGAUGUUCUGGAGGAAGGAUGGAGAGGAGAUCCAUGAAGGUGUGGACAAAGGAGAGAUCCUCCCCAACCACGACGGGACCUUCCAGAUGACUGUUCACCUCAGACUUCCAUCAGACUCAUCUGAGGACUGGACCAAGUACGAAUGUGUGUUUCAGCUGUCUGGAGACAACAACGACAUCGUCAAUGAACUGGACAAAGGACGGGUCCGGUCCAAUGGACCGAAACCAAACGACAUGAUCAUCCCCAUCUUUGUUACUCUGGUUGCUCUCGCUGCUGCUGCCGUCGUUGUCGCUGUGGUUGUCGGAGUCGUUCUUCUUUACAAAAAGGAAAUUCUUCCUUAUAAAAACAACAAAAAUCGUUCUCCAUCUCCUGACAGCCAAGACAGCAUGAAGCAAAUGCUUCCUAAAACUGAAUGACGAACAAAAAGCUGAACACAGUUCACGUUUGUAUUGAAGAAGAAACUUCACUAUCAUCAUGUUCUCUGAAAAUGUAAUGAAUUAAUUAGCUGUUCAUUUUUAUUGAUAAUUAGAUAGAAGUACCUGGAAUGUUGUAAGAAAUUAAGAAAGGGAAAUAAUAAAUUCGUAUUGACUUUAAUUCAAAAAUGUAAAGAGAGAAACAAAUGAAAUAUCUAAGUUGUUAAUUUUUUACUUUUAGCAUCUCCGUGAAUAGAAGACAUUUAUCUAAGAUGCUGAAAUGUUGGUAAAAUAAAUAAGUCACUUUAUUUUCCUCCAGGGAGAGAUAAUAUGUUUGUUAUAAACUAUAAAACAUGUUGAAAUGUUUUUUUAAACCACAGACAAGUUACAACUGCAGAAACAAUCAACAUUUUCAAAAUCUAAAUCUAAAUUCUAA